Molecule: messenger RNA, 3176 nt
Organism: Lates calcarifer (barramundi perch)
Lineage: Eukaryota; Metazoa; Chordata; Actinopteri; Centropomidae
Gene: snx8a
Product: sorting nexin 8a
Exons: 14
Coding region: 250-1800 (516 amino acids)
Biological process (GO): retrograde transport, endosome to Golgi
Molecular function (GO): phosphatidylinositol binding
Source: RefSeq, a predicted model, not a curated record
AACAGUAAAUCUAACCAAAUAAACUUAGACAAGUGAAACCAGGAAACUACCGGGUCUCAAUAAGACAAAAUUUCCCAGCUCAUUCAGUGAACUGAGGGGUGCAUUAUCGGAGCUGUGGUUUCAGAGCAGCUGGGAUUUAAGCAGAAGCACCAGCGUUUAAAUUUCUGCAGUGUUAUGACACACUCAUCAUAGCCACAAGUGCACGAAAUCACAUGGAGGUGCUCUUGUGCUCACAUGACAGUCUGAACCAUGGCAGGAGAGAUCAAUGAAGGCUCAGUUCCUGCCUAUUACAGGGAAGUGUACGAGGCCGUCCGCUGUAGGACAGAUGAGAGAGUGCAGGUUGAAGUUUUUCAGCGGUUGCUCCAAAGGACUGAUCUCUCCAAGGCUGUUUUAGGCCAGAUUGCUGAGCAUGUUGACUCCACAGAUGGAUUCCUGAGCAAGUUGUCCCUCUAUAAAGCACUCGCUCUGAUUGCUCUUGCUCAGCAAGGAAAGCAGCCAAGCCCCAAACUCUUGGAGAAUUGCAUACAAGAGUUACCGAAACCUCAGCUCGGGGAGCCGAAGGACCUGAACGCAUUGAGGAUGCAGCCGGCUCAGGAGGACGCACUGAUGAUGUCCCAUACGCUGGACAAGCUGCUGCUCAGAGACGCAGUCCAGGUGGAGCUGAUACCUGAGAAGAAGGGUCUGUUCCUCAAACAUGUGGAGUACCAGGUCACCAGCCAGCGUUAUAAAAUAUCGGUUUAUCGACGCUAUAGUGAUUUUGACGUCUUCCAUGAGGUUCUGCUUCAGAGAUUUGCCUACAGAGUGGUGCCAGCACUACCACCUAAAAGGAUGUUAAAGGGAGUGCUGACCUCCGUCUCUGAGCGGGAGUUCAUCGAGGGGAGGAGACGUGCUCUUGGUAGAUUCAUUAACCUGGUGGCGCGGCAUCCCUUCUUCUCAGAGGACGAGCUGGUCAGGACCUUCCUCACCUUCAACGGCUCUGAUGUUCAGACUAAGCUGCGUGAUGCAUACAAGAAAACGGGUGACGAGUUCAUGACCAACAGAAUUGCAACUCAGGCAAAGGAAUAUCUCCCCACUGACAUUCAGGCUCAGUUCUCAACAAGCAGAGAGCUGAUUAGAAAUAUCCACAACAGCUUCCACAAGCUGCGGGACAGAGCUGAGAAAAUGGCGGAGCGCUCUAAGGAGAAUGCAACUGAUCUCCUCAUGUUUGGCAGAGAGCUCAGUACGCUGGGCUCAGAUGCUUCGCCUCUUCCCUCCUUGGCCUCUUCACAAAGCACCUGGGGGACCCUGCGCCAGUCGCUGAAGAGUCUGUCUGUGGAGUUUGCUGUGCUGUCUGACAAAGCUUCUCAGCAGGGCAGACGGGAAGAGGAUGAUGUUGUGGAAAAACUGAACCUUUUCCUGGAUUUGUUGCAGUCCUACAGAGAUCUCUGUGAGCGCCAUGAGAAAGGUGUGCUCCAUGAGCACCAGAGAGCUCUGCACAAGUACGGUAUGAUGAAGAGGCAGAUGAUGAGCGCAACCGUUCAACCGAAAGAGCAGGCGUCUGUGGAGCAGCUUGAAUCACGAAUUGUCCAGCAAGAGAAUGCCAUUCAGACCAUGGAGCUGCGUAACUACUUCUCCCUGUUCUGCCUUCAUCAAGAGACACAGCUUAUCUUCACCUACCUUCCAAUCACAUCCCACAUUCUCGGGGCUUUUGUUAACUCCCAGGUCCAAGGACACAGAGAGAUGGGAGAGGUAUGGAACGAACUCCACCCGAAGCUUGGAUGUCUCUUUGGCGGUAACAAUGGAUUGAAACCCACCCUCUAAAACCCUAAAGGAGAAACACUGCCGCUGAUGAGGAUUACGAACUGGAAAAUAACUUACUCUGUGAGCUGAAGCAGAAACAGCAUAAUGCACAACUAUUUCUUCUUCCUUCUACUGCAUCCUCUGUAACAUAAUAUACAUUCUAUUCAGUAAGACCAUAUCACCAUCAACUGGACGGUUGUUGCUCGUGAGUCACUUUAUUCUCUGCUUAAUGCGGGUAUAAUGUCUAUGUACAAAUCAAUUGGUUAUUUUGUAAGGGAUACUAUAUUUAUGCACUCUAGUUGAUCCAGCUCAUCUGAUAAAGCACCUGUUAUUAACUCAAACUUAUAUCUUAUUUUAUACACUAAGAUAGUUGAGAUAAAUUGAGAGGGAGAGAACAUUUUUCUUUAUUAAAGGAUGGGAUUAUUUUAAAUCUCUAGCCAUGAAGUUUUUGGUUAAUCUUACUGAAUAACUUUAGUGUGUGUCUAAUGUGUUUUUGAUACAGAGUUUAGUUUCUAAGGAUGAGUAGCGGCAUACUUGAUAUUUUUUAUGGACAAGUGCGCUCUUUCUUACUGUUUACUUUUAUGUAGAGCAACAUCUUUGCUUUCUCUGCUUCAAUUGUUUGCAAGAUUCCCUUUUAUUUUAUAAGCUAUAUUUGUUUCUGAAAAGCCUGAGAUCUAAUUGUAAGAUACUACAAAGGGCGGCGAUUUGAGAUUUAUUGAUAGAAUGAUGACUUCUGGCACUAGUGGCAUAAUAUGUCAGUAAUAACACUAUAAACUACUGAUUUACCACCAAAGAUAAAUGUCAUAAAUUUACUUAAAUACAUUUGUUAAAUAAAUCAUACAGGAUCAUUCCUACACAGGUUCAAUUUAUAACUAUUAGAAUUAAUACCUUAUAUCUUUAAUUUCAGAGGAAGGUUUUAGGCCAUAUCACUCCAUACAUGAGGACUGUUCUUCACAGUUAAGAUAAACACAAUCUGGAUAUUGUUGAAUUCCUAUUCCACUUUCUACUUUUCAUUUGUUGGGCAUGAAAACAAGGAUGCACACGUGUCUGUAUACAUACAGUUUAUCAGAACAUUAUAUAUUUUUCUAAAAAAAUAAAUCAAAGGGACAAGUUGAAAGACAUCUGGGCUUAUAUCUUAGAAGUUACCUCACAAAUUGUCACCCGCUAUGAGCACAUAGUUAUCAGCAGGUAUUUUAUGAAGAAACUGUAACAGAGAAUGAAACACAUUUGUUUGGGAACAGAAAACAUAUUGGGAAUCAGGUGAACUUGCACAGAAUAGGAAACCCAAUAAAAUUAUUGCUGUAGAUACUGUAAAUAUUUUAUUACAGAAAAAAAUUCUCGCUGAAUGGUGUUAAAUCAGUUAUCCUGAAAAAUAAAAUGACACAACUGAAAACUUG